This is a messenger RNA of Aplosporella prunicola CBS 121167, 3513 nucleotides long. RefSeq lists its product as uncharacterized. Lineage: Eukaryota; Fungi; Ascomycota; Dothideomycetes; Botryosphaeriales; Aplosporellaceae. The record is from RefSeq and is a predicted model, not a curated record. Gene Ontology annotation, cellular component: nucleus. The transcript has 2 exons. Gene Ontology annotation, molecular function: DNA-binding transcription factor activity, RNA polymerase II-specific. Gene Ontology annotation, biological process: regulation of transcription by RNA polymerase II. The annotation marks the transcript as partial.
AUCGGAAACACGCCGGCAGUGUUCUUGACUCAGGACAUACCUCGCGAACUGAAGGCCAAUGUUUUAUCGUUGGGAUGUGGAGAUGCCCGCAGCAUUCUCUACACAGCGCACGUCGCUGAAGCACGUAACAUCAUUCUGUUCACCCUCAUUCUUGACGACAAUGGAACUCGAACCAAGGACAUCUGGGACAUCUACUACCACCUGGUUCUUGGUCCCAAAGCUCUGGCCUUGCUCGAAAGUCAGGCGCAGAAACUCCUCGCUGUUUCAGAUACAAUGGAGAGUUGGCAUGCCAGCAAAUACGGCAAGCUCCUACGCAUUUGCGACAGUAGCAGCUUUUCCGAAGUAAAGAAGGUCUGGGGCACGUUCUUGACCAGCGCUCUCGAUGAGGCCCAGAAGUCAGCCCGCCUCGACCGCCUCCGAUCCAGUCUUCAGAAUGCAAAGGAUCUCCGGCGCCAUUACGUCGGGGAAAGUCUAGUCCUUACAGGCACGCGAUCUGCUGCUCCCCUAAAUCUUGCGGCCUUCGCGGACCUUGUAGAACAACACAAUCUCUUUUGGGAUACUGGCACCACAGACAAAUCCGGCGGAAACGACAGAAACACACCAAACCCCAUGUUCACCUCUCAACUAAACGAUGCUUCCACGCUUCACUAUGGUACUGAUCCGCUUCUUGGUUUCCACUUGGCUACAGCAUAUGCGCCGCUGGAUCCAAAUACUCCUCCAGAUUCACACGAAAUCCUUCAAUCCUCAGCGAACAGGCUAGUAAGAGCGGCUCGGAAGCAUUUUCAAACAUGGUGUAAGUCUUUUAGAGAACAUGCUGGCAUGUUGGUCCUACGAUUCUUCGUAGGAGAAGCGUUGGCGUUGUGCCACGCCUUGCAGCAGAGGAAGACGAGAAAUUCAGCUGGACCAUAUCGGAAGCCGGGAUCAUUCCAGCCUAUUUCGCUUGACGGCCAGGAUUAUCAAUCUGCUCCCACUGCGCCUUUAUCUUUCGGUGUUAUUGACACGUCAAAUCUUGCCGACCACGUCGGAGCCAUGAACCUCAUCAUUGCUACUUCGCCGUUACUGGACAAUACUCUCUUCGCAACUUUAUACACUGAAUCCUUGGUGAGGCAAGAGAACAACCACAAAGCAUUAGCGGAAAACUUCCUCUGCGGACACGUCUUGACGAUGUCAGUUCUCCUUAGCAUGUUUCCCACCGAGUAUUGGACGAAUGCUGUCCCAGCAUCGACGGCAGACGAAACAUUGCUAAAUACCACAACGCGCAUGGCUGGAGGAGAAGACUCGGGUUGUCAGAUGUACAGUAGGCUUACGUGGAAGCGCUACAUACCAGACAGCACGCUUGGGAUAUCGAACAGACCAGCCGUCGCAUUUGAGGACGGUGCCCUGGCCAAAAUUCUCUUCGAUGUCUAUCUCAACAUGUUUCAAAACGAAGACAUCGGACGCCUCUCGUCACGCAUGGGUGAGCAGUCCCAGGAUAUGCAAUUAGCCUCUCGCUAUCAUCGUGGAAGCUUCGCGCUGCUUCUGCGGUUUGUCAAAAACCGGCUACCGACUAGCAACUGGGACAAGGUCAUGGACAGUCUUUUUGACUACAUCGCAAACGACGGAAGCAUUCCCACCAGCAACAACCACAUCCAAGAGCUUUUCGUCCAGCUACAUAUGCUAAAUACAUACACUGUUCAAGUUCUACAACCGCCCCCGGAUACCAACAGAUACACUCAUCGUCCAACCCAGCUCGAGGGUUGGAAGCACUUACCCAAAGUUGUCUGCCUGACUUUGAAAGUUCCGAGGGACCGAUUGCGAUUGCUAACCAACUUACCACCACAAGAGCUGGGUACUCCAGCUGUGCAAUGUACUCUCCAGUCUUCAAAAACUUAUAGAGGCCGGCCUUUUCAGAACAUCUUCUCCACUCUCCACUUGGCUUCUGGAACGGUGAUAAUCUCUGGCACAGCCGAAAGCAACUCAAUAGCUCUCGAAAUCAAGGAAGACGAGAGUUGUUGGUCGGGUAGAUCGCCCUUGUUGGUGUCUUUUUUUGUUCCUACCUGGCUCCUCUUACUCGACCCAGAGAACGCUAUGCUGGCUUUUGGCAUCCAAAGCACACCUCACCACACAGCCGCACUCUCACCUAUCCUUGGCUUUGAUUUGAAUGUGUUCACAACAACCAUCGGGAACAGUGACAACGUCUUUGUCACCAAAGGGCUUCCGUAUGGGGCUAAUACCUUGCCGCUCAACACAGUCGCUGAUACUUCCAUUUGCCACGAAAUGUCUCCGCAAGGCGACUUCCGUUCGUCGGUCCUAGCAAACCUAAUGGUUGAAUCGGCGAAGAUUAAGUCCUUUACCGGUCAUAUCGAGCUCUUAUCGGAAAAGGCCAAGUCUAUCCUCAGGAACGGUGCUGAAGUGCGAACGAUCCAGGAAUCUCCUUGUAGCCUCUCUAUUCUAAUCGGCAAAGGACACAAGUACUACGUAAAAUUUCCUAUCCGGGUAUUGCUUCGAUUCACGAAAACGAAGAUUGCUCGGACAUCGUCCUACAUCAAAGUAAUCGCACCUAUAGAAGACCCAGUUGACUCCUAUGGAGAUACGGGGCUCAUGUACCCAGUGCUCUCUUGGAAGCCUUUCCCGGUUCUAUGGAACAUGUCUCGUGUGAAUUUGGCAGCCCUGCCGGUUCUUGAUGUUACGCAAAAAGACCGCAUGCAAUGGCUCAUCACACACUGUUCGCUUAUGUUCUCGCAAAGGGAGAACCGUGCGAGAGAAUCAUCACUUGCAUCUAUGCAAGACGGCUUGAUGGACACCAGGGCCCGCUUCAAGGACGGGUUGUUCUCGAUAUUCAUGCACCAGUCCGGCUUACAGGGUGAGAAAGCCGUUGUCUUUGGGCUUAACAAUCGAUCCAAUGGUGGCAUCCAGGUCUUGAUUUUCGCACCAAUCCUUCGGCUAGACGGCGCAAACCGCACUGUAUCUCUCGAUGCAGCAGUUAUCGUGCUAACCGACGCGAUUACAAUGCGGAUGCGGACAUUCAUGCAGCCGUUGCAAUCGCAGGUCUGUUCAAUUCUCGUUGAUGACGAAGAGAUGCAACUCUGGAAAGAAACCAUCCCGGCUUUCGUCGAACGGAGUAGGCAGUGGAGUCAUCAACCCACCUGCGAGUACAUGCGGGAAGCAAAAAUCCCGCUAUCCACGAAAAACGGUGAAAAACUUCUCUGUUCUUGCGGAAAUGGCAAGAUGCUCGAUGAUGUGAUCGCGAAGUUCCCUUAUUUAAAAAAGGUGUCUAGGUUCGCUGUAAGGGCAGCCAUCUCACCAGUCUUCGUGUCCCCGUUCGUGGAGCAGCUGUACCAGGGAAGAGCUCCUCCGCCGGACCAGGUGGUGCAGAUGCAAAAGGGCGACCAGGUCUGCUGGAAUUGUGGUGUCAGUAAGGGAACUGGCGGAAAGGAACUACAGCGGUGCUCGAGGUGUCAGAAGGCGAGGUAUUGCUCGGUGGAGUGCCAGCGGGUGGAUUGGAAGGCGCAUAAGGCGUCAUGCAAAGCUUAA